AUGAUACGACGUCUUUGUUUCGUUGUUCUAGCAACUGUCGCGAGCACAGAACGUGCUUGCGAUAACGGAUGGCUACCCUUCAAAAACCAGUGCUAUUGGUUUUCAUCCGGUUCCGAUAUUUUUCAUUAUGCCGUGGUUAUUUGUUCCAAUAAGGGGUCAAAUUUGAUUGAAUUAAAAACCGCAGAAGAAGAAAAGUGGGUGUUGCUUCAAAGUCGGAUACGCCCAUGUGAUAACGGAUGGUUACCCUACAGAAACCAUUGCUAUUGGUUUUCAUCAAAUCCCGCAACUUUUCAUUAUGCAGUGGAUACUUGUUCCGAAAGGGGAUCAAAUUUGAUUGAAAUUAGAGAUGCAGCAGAGGAUAAAUGGGUGUUGCUUCAAAGUCUGAUUCGCGGUUUUUCACAGGUUUGGAUUGGCCUUACUGACAUAGUAGAUGAGGGUAUAUACGUGUAUCCGUCAGAUGGCGCCAAAUCGGUGUUCCUUAACUGGAAUAUCGGUCAGCCAAGCGGCGGCGCGGGAGAGAACUGUGCUGCCAUAAGAACACCAUUUCAGAAGUGGCACGACUUUCCGUGUAGCAAUAAUGUGUCCUACAUUUGCAAAAAACCUGCAAAACACUUUGUAAACCCAGAAAUUUUCAACAGUAUAUUGGAUUUGUAUCGGUCAGGAGAACUACAUUUUCCGUCCAAUUUCUGCGGUGCUACGAUCCGGAACGAAUUGGAGUUCUGGGAGAUUGAUAAGAAGUAUGUGAGUGAGUGCUGUCUUGCGUCACUGUACAGACAUGAUGACGACAUAGAAAUUCUGAAGGAAAUCAAAAAUCUACAGAAUGGGAAAUCCCUAGACAUCCCGAAAGAGGAAUGCCGGGAGGGCUGCUGGCGUGACUGUUUGUGGAAGGUUCUGCAGUACCCAGCCACCUCGAGGAAAGCGAGUGUGUUCAACAUCGUUUACUUGCUGAUGGUCUUAGUUUCUACCACUGUCUUAUUCCUAAACACAAAACAGGACCUACGUGAACCAAAGACAGCAGUAAGCAACCAAACUGGCCUUGACCCCAAAACAGACAUGUACGCCCACACGUCCGUCCCGUGGACGCUUUGGGUCAUUGACGUCAUAUGCGGCAUAUUCUUUACGUUGGAAUUUUUCAUCCGGGCCACUGUCACGCCAACAAAUUGUAGACAGUUUUUCUGCUCCGCGUCGAACAUAGCUGAUGCGAUAGUCAUUGUCUCGUUUUGGAUAUUUCAUUCGUUGAUGCAUAUUGGAUCAAAUCAAAUGGACAGCAAAUCUUUUACGUUGGUAUUAAUGAUCUUUGCGUUUCUACGGUUGCUUCAACUUUGUCGAUUUUACCGGUUUUUGAAUAGGUUUCAGAGUUUUGACGUAAUAAAUUUAGCUGCGAGAGCAAGCUUUAGCCAAUGCAGCAUCCUGAUUGUUGUUUUUGCACUAACAAACUUAUUUUUUGGAUACCUGGUAUAUUAUGUUGAAUUCUAUGAACGAAGUUCUUUUGACAAUGCACUCGUCGGAAUCUGGUGGGCUGCUGUUACCAUGACAACAGUGGGAUAUGGUGACGUAGUACCCACGUGGUAUCCUGGACGUAUUGUAGCAAUUUUCUGUGCUCUGACAGGAAUUAUCAUCCUAGCUAUGCCCGUCGCUAUAGUUACAUCAAAUUUUACUGUUUAUUACACAAAGCUAAAGCAAUACUCAAGUCACAAAUUAACGGAUAAAGACAAAAGCGUCAACGAAAGUAAAGUGAAGAUUAAAAGAAAUAGUAUUUGUAAAAGUAUCGCACCUAUGCCUGUUCUUACUGUAAAAUCAGCCUAGGAGAGAAUUUAAUUAUCAAGAUGUUUAUAUGUACAACUAUAGCACCACUGAAUGCCAGCUCUUACUGUAUAAUCAGCAUAGGAAAUAAUUCAUUCAUUAAUAUGUUAACUAUCACAUAUACUUAAAUAGAGGCCUAAUAAUUAUGUGAUACUACCAACUGAUACUUAAAGAAUAACUUUUUUUGCAAUUUCAAAAUUGUAAACACAUUAUAAAAUUCUUUUGUAAAUGCCAAUUCUGCGAAAACGUAACAUCAUUUUUAUGAAAUGGUAUAUACAUGUAAUAGCAUUUAAUUUUAACCAUCUAACAUCAAAUAUAUUAUGUAUGAUGUUAUUUUAGUUCCCGAUUUUAAUGGCGGUUUUUUUUAUUCUAUACAAUUAAAUCAUUUUAU
Magallana angulata is the source of this 2194-nucleotide messenger RNA. Its product is annotated as potassium voltage-gated channel protein Shaw-like. Bases 1 to 1806 code for a protein of 601 amino acids. NCBI's taxonomy places the organism in Eukaryota, Metazoa, Mollusca, Bivalvia, Ostreida, Ostreidae. Gene Ontology annotation, biological process: potassium ion transmembrane transport; protein homooligomerization. The transcript is spliced from 8 exons. Gene Ontology annotation, cellular component: voltage-gated potassium channel complex; membrane. The record is from RefSeq and is a predicted model, not a curated record. Gene Ontology annotation, molecular function: delayed rectifier potassium channel activity.